GGUCAUAUAUAUAAAAUAUAAACCCUCUUCCCAUUCCUCGAUUCUAUUUCACAGGGAAAGGAAGUUCCGGCGAACAGCUAUGGCCACCUUGAAAGAGAUUCUCACCAGACGACCCGUCUCUGCCACCAUCAGGCUCACCGUCCCUGCCGGUGGAGCUCGCCCUGCGCCACCGGUGGGUCCAGCGCUGGGUCAAUACCGGCUGAAUCUGAUGGCUUUCUGCAAGGAUUUCAAUGCCCGGACUCAAAAGUACAAACCUGACACACCCAUGGCCGUAACCAUUACAGCUUUCAAGGACAACACCUUCGAGUUCACCGUCAAAUCACCGUCAGUCACUUGGUACUUGAAGAAAGCUGCCGGGAUCGAAUCUGGGAGCAGCCGCCCAGGCCACGUAGUCGCCUCCACGCUCUCAGUCAAGCACAUUUACGAGAUCGCCAAAGUCAAGCAAUCUGAUCCUUAUUGCCAGUACAUGCCACUAGAAUCCAUUUGUAAGUCCAUUAUCGGCACUGCCAAUAGCAUGGGAAUUAAAGUCCUAAACGAAUUAGAGUAAUGCAACAGCUAAAUUUCUAGGGUUUUUUUUCCUCUUAUUGUUCUUCAGUAUCUCGAUUUAAAUUGAGGGUUUUUUGCAGUGACCUACAUCUUCUUACUGUGAAUCAAUGUUAUUAUUCCGUAUGCUAAGUCGGCUAUCUAUUCCUGACA
This is a messenger RNA of Cucumis melo (muskmelon), 696 nucleotides long. RefSeq names its product 54S ribosomal protein L19, mitochondrial. The record is from RefSeq and is a predicted model, not a curated record. The coding region runs from base 80 to 547 and encodes 155 amino acids. Gene Ontology annotation, cellular component: large ribosomal subunit; ribosome. Lineage: Eukaryota; Viridiplantae; Streptophyta; Magnoliopsida; Cucurbitales; Cucurbitaceae. Gene Ontology annotation, biological process: translation. The transcript has a single exon. Gene Ontology annotation, molecular function: large ribosomal subunit rRNA binding; structural constituent of ribosome.